AUCUGAUCUUCAUACCCAGUAUGUUGGGAACUUAUGAGCAACUUCAAUCAAGGGUUUUAACAAUAUGCUCCAGAGCCACUGCCACUCACUGAAGAACUUCUACAAUGUUCCACCACUCUCUGCCAUCGUACAUAGCUCUAAACCUAUAAGCUUUGAAGAUGGAUUUUUUUUACCCAGCAGCUACCAUGGCAGGACCUGGCUCUUGGACAACUUUCAAGAAACCUGCAAUGAAACCAUCAGCUGCAAAGCACCCAACUGUGAACAGGAACGGUGCACAGAGAAUAGCUGUGUGCCAAGUGCCUGCCUCCCCAGAGUUGUCCACACAACUUGCUCUAAUUCCAGGCUCUGUGAAAGGACAACAUGUCAAUCAGGAACUUCUUCUACAGUGUUGGAGUGUGUUUCUCAGCCUUGCCAAUCAGUAAGCAGCCAGCAAAUGGGUUCUGUAGUCCAGAGCUGCCAACCUGUGAGCUACGUGGCAAAGUGUUGUCCACCCAAGACUUCCGUGUCUACGAGUUGCCAAACUCUGGAAUGUGAAUCUAACCAAUACCAGUCUCAGAGCUCUGAAUCCACUUCCUGUAGACCCCUGGUCUAUGUAGCACCAGGGCCACAAUUCCUAGAAUCUUCUUCUAACACUUAUGAACCAGCUUGCUGUGUUACUGGUGGUGUGCAAUUGCCUAGUAAGUGAAGAAUGUGUAGAAUGUGUAGGGGAGAUAAUAUGUUCUAAUUGUGAUGAAUUGAGUCCUGAGAUAUCUAGGAACUUUUAUGUCUCUAAAUAUAAAUUACUGUGCAUGUGUUUGUGCGUGAAUGAACAUAUCUUCUACUGCCUCCAAAGAGAAGAAUUUUUUUUCUCUUUGGGGCAUUUCUGGUGGUGAGCUGCAAUUGAAAAGCAUGUUAACUAUUUUAGGUCACUAGGACGCUACUAUACAGCAAUGAAAGUCACAAUAGGGACUAACAUAAGUACUUAAAAAGUGAAAAAUUACACUUUGGCUACUGGUUAUUAUCGAUGGAAACGCUUAGCAUCGAAUCUGGCUUUUUAACUAAUGUGCUACUAAUAUCAGAAAUCUAUAUAAUAUUGGAAUUUAAGGAGACCUCAAAGCCCAUCUAGUCCUGUGAAUUCUGAUGGGUUCUGCUAUAUCAGAGGUUGUCCAUGGAGUUAAUAACGUCAGAACUACAACUCAAAUCUGUGUCUACUCGUUGUCUAUCCACUAUUUUGUCUGCUGUGUCACAAGACUCUUCUAACUAACUAUGAGAUUUAAUCUAUUGCUUCAAAAGUGCAAGAGAAUUUUGAAUUUGACCUCCAUGGACUUCCUAACCACAUAGUAGCCAGAGACCUUUGAACAUAAUGAGUUCAAGUUUAGCAUACUCGCUACAUUUCUGCUUAUCUUCUUCCUCUUUUCACUAUUCCUUGAGUGUUAUUUGAGUUGAAAAAAUGUUCUUUGUAUUAAAUAAAUUUACUUCUCUUAGAAA
Equus caballus (horse) is the source of this 1467-nucleotide messenger RNA. It is a transcript of the gene KRTAP27-1, whose product is annotated as keratin associated protein 27-1. Lineage: Eukaryota; Metazoa; Chordata; Mammalia; Perissodactyla; Equidae. Gene Ontology annotation, cellular component: keratin filament. Gene Ontology annotation, molecular function: structural molecule activity. The record is from RefSeq and is a predicted model, not a curated record.